AUGUGUGCGCGCGGGGGGCGUGGCCCGCGUGGCCGCAUGAGCGGCAGGACGUCGCCCACUCGGUUGUGUCCCGGGUCCCUCCCGCCUGACGGACUGACUUGAUGUCUGACAGACUUCGUGUCUGACUGACCUGCCGCCCCGAGUCCUUGCGGGCCCCUCCUCUCCUCGCCCCUCGGCCCCAGCCUUCUUCCGUCCGGGCGGGUCCCCGGCUUCCAUCUCGCACCCCGAGCGAGUUCCCGGUCCCGCCUGCUGUCCUCCGGGGGGCCUUCGGUGACCCCGGCCCCAUGGCGCUGCAGGCGCUGCAGAGCUCGGGGGUGGCCUUCCGCAAGAUCCUGUCUCACUUUCCCGAGGAGCUGAGCCUGGCUUUCGCCUACGGCUCGGGGGUGUACCGCCAGGCGGGGCCCAACUCAGACCAGAAGAAUGCAAUGCUGGACUUCGUGUUCACAGUCGAUGACCCCGUUUCGUGGCAUUCAAAGAACCUGAAGAAAAACUGGAACCACUAUUCUUUCCUAAAAGUGCUGGGGCCCAGGAUUAUCACUGCUGUCCAGAAUAACUACGGCGCCGGCGUUUACUACAACCCCUUGAUCACGUGUGAUGGGAGGCUUAUCAAAUAUGGAGUUAUUAGCACCAGUGUUUUGAUCGAAGAUCUCCUCAACUGGAAUAACUUAUAUAUUGCUGGUCGACUCCAAAAACCGGUGAAGAUCGUGGCGAUGAAUGAGGAUGUGGCCCUCCGCUCGGCCCUGGAUCAAAACCUAAAGAGCGCUGUGACCGCGGCUUUCCUCAUGCUCCCCGAAAGCUUUUCUGAAGAAGACCUGUUUACAGAGAUCGCCGGGCUCUCCUACUCAGGUGACUUUCGGAUGGUGGUUGGAGAGGAUAAGGCAAAAGUGUUGAAUAUCGUGAAGCCCAACAUGGCCCACUUCCGGGAGCUGUACGGCAGCAUUCUGCAGGAGAGCCCCCAGGUGGUGUAUAAGGCCCAGCAGGGCAGCCUGGAGAUCGAUAAAAGCCCAGAAGGACAAUUCACUCAGCUAAUGACAUUGCCCAAAACCUUACAGCAGCAAAUAAAUCAUAUUAUGGACCCUCCUGGAAAAAACAGAGACGUGGAAGAGACUUUAUUACAAGUUGCUCAUGACCCCGACUGUGGCGACGUGGUGCGUCUAGGGCUUGCAGCAAUUGUGAGGCCUUCCAGUAUGAGACAGAGCACCAAAGGCAUUUUCACUGCCGCCAUCCACCUAGCGUCCCUCAGGUGCUCACCACGCAGGAUACUACAAGGUGAACACGACACCAUCCUGCCUUCAGGGUUUUCACCCUCUAGAAGAGGAGACAGGCACAGACAUAGGGGCUCGCAGCGCAGGGGAUAAACACACAGAGGGAACCUGCAGAAGGGCGUGAUCAUCCAGCCUGAUUCUCAUCCCUGGGUGGAGAUUGCCAGGCGACUGCACGAUCACGCCUCCUCACGCCUCACCCCAGCAGCCUGGGGACACAGCCAAGCUUCAUCCUCCUGAAUCUUCGGGAAGGUUCAGCCCGUCAGCAGAGGUUUAGUAUCUCAGGUGCCAGAUCCACUCAGCUGAAGACUUUCCUGCCACGCAGGGGUGCAUGGCUUUGUGUUUCCAGUUAAAAUAUUUAAUCUGCUUUCUUGCUGAUUUAUCCUGGCCAGGCUGAAGUUGAGGUGCUUUCUUUUGUGUGGGUGGCUCAGGCUAUCACUCUGUGUUUUGCAUGAUUGCAGCUCCCUCACUGUGGUCCUCCUUGGGUGAGGCUGGACGCUUUGGCUCUUUAUUUAUGGCUUCCUAUGCUAUAAGGAACUACUGGAUUUACUCUUUUCUUUUUUUAGUCAUGAUAAUGAUGGUGUUAUGGGGUUAAACAAUCCUUUUCCUUAGGAAUACAUACUAAGGGACUUCCCUGGUGGUCCAGUGGCUGAGACUCUGUGCUCCCAAUGCCAGAGGCCCAGGUUCACUUCUUAGGGAACUAGAUCCCACAUGUUGCAACUGAAGAUUCUGCAUGCGACAACUAAGACUCCUGUGCAGCCAAAUAAAUAAAUAUUUCUUAAGAAACACAUACUAAAAGAUUUGCAGAUGAAAUGACAAUGUCUGAGAUUUGCUUCAGAAGAAGAACGUUUGGGCUGAGUCCCAUUGCUGUCCACCUGAAACUCUCACAACCUUGUUAAUCGGCUGUGCUCAACUAUAAAAUGAAAAGGUGAAAGAAGGAAAGAAGACACGUUGGAAGGAAGUGCAUAUGGGUGGGGUGGUAACUCAAGAUUGGCCAUGAGUUGAUACGUUGUUGAAGUUGGGUAAAGAUACGUGUGAGCAUAUUAUGCUGUCUUAAAUUUAUCUCGAAUAAAAGGUUUUUAAAAAUCCA
Molecule: messenger RNA, 2352 nt
Organism: Bubalus bubalis (water buffalo)
Lineage: Eukaryota; Metazoa; Chordata; Mammalia; Artiodactyla; Bovidae
Gene: TAMM41
Product: TAM41 mitochondrial translocator assembly and maintenance homolog
Exons: 8
Coding region: 285-1358 (357 amino acids)
Biological process (GO): CDP-diacylglycerol biosynthetic process; cardiolipin biosynthetic process
Cellular component (GO): mitochondrion
Molecular function (GO): phosphatidate cytidylyltransferase activity
Source: RefSeq, a predicted model, not a curated record